Molecule: messenger RNA, 1586 nt
Organism: Stereum hirsutum FP-91666 SS1
Lineage: Eukaryota; Fungi; Basidiomycota; Agaricomycetes; Russulales; Stereaceae
Exons: 17
Coding region: 60-1586 (508 amino acids)
Biological process (GO): amino acid transmembrane transport
Cellular component (GO): membrane
Molecular function (GO): amino acid transmembrane transporter activity
Source: RefSeq, a predicted model, not a curated record
CAGUACUUCCCUCGGGGGAGAGAAAGACCACGGUGAAGAGGGCUCUGAAGAGUCGGCAUAUGCAGCUCAUCUCCAUUGGUGGCGUUAUUGGAACAGGUCUCUUCAUUGGGUCGGGUCAAGCACUGGUCAUGGCAGGCCCUCUGUCAUGUCUGAUCGCGUACAGCACAUAUUGCUUCAUCGUUUGGUGCAUUACACAAACAACAGGAGAACUUGCAACCCUUCUCCCUAUUACUGGAUCCUUCAUAACUUGGGCCCAUCGUUUCGUUGAUCCUGCCGCUGGUGUCACUACUGGUUGGAACAACGUCUACGCUUGUAUCGCAUUUGCAUGUGCAGAUAUCACAGCAGUAACGGGCCUAUUUCAGUACUGGCUACCCGACUCUUCCCCAGCAAUCUGGGUCUCGUACUGUCUCGUCGUCAUCUUCAUCCUCAACGCAUUCGCGGUCAAAGUAUAUGGCGAGGCGGAGUUCUACUUCGCCUCUGGAAAAGUCAUUCUCAUUGUCGGCUUCAUCGUGUUUACGUUCAUCGCCAUGCUUGGCGGCAAUCCCCACCACGACAGGAUCGGAUUUAGGUACUGGAAGGACCCCGGUCCCAUGGCAGAGUAUCUCGUAGAUGGCGCCCUUGGCCGUUUCCUCGGCUUCUGGGGAGUCUUCAACUUCGCCGCUUUCUCGAUCGGAGGGCCCGAGUUUAUUGCUAUGUGCUCGUCUGAGGCGGAGCGUCCGAGAGCGACGAUCCCGAAAGCCAUCAGGAGAGUCUUCUGGCGUUUGGCUACAUUCUACGUCCUCGGUAUCUUCUGUGUUGGUAUUCUCAUCGCAUACAACGAUGAGGAUUUGAUCAACGGUAUUGCGACCGGAACCGCUGUCGAUGCCUCUCCCUUCGUCAUUGGUAUGCAACACCUAGGUAUUACCGUGCUUCCACAUAUCAUCAACGCUGUGAUCAUCACCUCCGCCACUUCGUGCUCCAAUUCCUUUGUCUACGUCGCCUCUCGCUCCCUGCACUCGCUCGCGGUAAACGGCCAGGCUCCACGGAUACUGAGUUAUACGACGAAGAGCGGCGUGCCAAUGAAUGCGUUAUUAUUCAUUCUGGGGAUCUGCUGUUUGAGCUACAUGACCGUCAACUCCGGUUCCGCCAUCGUCUUUGGCUGGUUCGUCAACCUGGCAUCCGUUGCUUCCCUCAUCAACUACAGUUGGAUGUGCCUCACCUGGAUUCAAUUCAACCGAGGCUUGAAGGCACAGGGGAUAGAGAGAGCGUCACUUCCAUUUAAGGGGAAGUUUGUGCCGUAUGCGGCUUGGGUCGGUCUGAUCGGUUGUCUUGUACUCACUAUCACGAAUGGAUUCGCUUGCUUCAUCAAGAUAGACGGUGACUUCGAUAUCGAGUCCUUCUUCACCGCCUACUUCGGAAUCGUCUUCUCCGCUGUCAUCUACUGCGGCUGGAAGUUCUUCAAGCCCGGCGAUCAAAGCUAUCGCAAGCCAGAGGAGAUGGACAUAUUCGGUGGGACGGAAGAGAUUGAGGAGGAUGAGAAGUGGUGGCAGGAGAACUAUGUGCCGCCUACUUCGUGGUGGGGGAGGUUUAUGGAUUGGUUGUUGUAG